AAGCAGAAUGCUGACAAGGACUUCGGCCAUCAGUCACAGGGCUAUAAAGAGGGGCACUGCAGAGGAAGUGGCACCAGAUGGAGACCCAGACUGUGCAGCGGGAGCUGGAAACCGUUCCAACCACCAAGAUGGCUCAGACCAACCCUAUGCCUGGGUCCUUGGGGCCAUGGAAGAUAACCAUCUACGAUCAGGAGAACUUCCAGGGCAAGAGGAUGGAGUUCACCAGCUCCUGCCCAAAUGUCUCUGAGCGCAGUUUUGAUAAUGUCAGGUCCCUCAAGGUGGAAUGUGGCGCCUGGAUUGGUUAUGAGCAUACCAGCUUCUGUGGGCAACAGUUUAUCCUGGAGAGAGGAGAAUACCCUCGCUGGGAUGCCUGGAGUGGGAGCAAUGCCUACCACAUUGAGCGUCUCAUGUCCUUCCGCCCCAUCUGUUCAGCUAAUCACAAGGAGUCUAAGAUUACCAUUUUUGAGAAAGAGAACUUUAUUGGACGACAGUGGGAAAUCUGUGAUGACUACCCCUCCUUGCAAGCCAUGGGUUGGUUCAACAACGAAGUUGGUUCCAUGAAGAUACAAAGUGGGGCCUGGGUUUGCUACCAGUAUCCUGGAUAUCGUGGUUAUCAGUAUAUCUUGGAAUGUGACCACCACGGAGGAGACUAUAAACACUGGAGAGAGUGGGGUUCUCAUGCCCAGACAUCCCAAAUCCAAUCGAUUCGACGUAUCCAACAGUAGUGGAUUAAGAGCUCCAAGAAUUCCUCAAGCAUUAAGACCUUGCUAAGCACUCUAGAAUGAGUUUUAUGUUCUGCUCAAACAUUGCUUCCAAAUGUUAGAUGCUGAAAUCCACAAUAAAUGUCAUUUAAAAACAAGAAACAAAAAAAUUGUACUGAAUUAACUACCAUGCUUUGCGCAAACCACACUAAGUGGCUGAAAAUUUUAACAGCCUCAAUAAAACCCAAGUUCCUCUUUGGGUCCUUGCAAAUCACUUAAAAAGGCUAAAGACAAUUAUUUUUGGAUCCCAAAGAAUAAAGCAUUUGACCAAAAUGCUAAGCAUCUAUAGUGACUAGUUUAUGCAUUUUUCACUCCAUUAUUUUCUAAUAUUGUUGACUUUAGCAUUGAUUUUUUCCCCAAUUUGUGACAAAUUGGUGCUAAAAAUGGUAAUGUCUCAAAAUGUGUACUGCCAUACAUUUCUACAGAAAGUUAUGAAUAAAUUCAGAAUCUUGGCAGCUUAA
Messenger RNA from Ictidomys tridecemlineatus (thirteen-lined ground squirrel), 1222 nucleotides. It is a transcript of the gene Cryba1, whose product is annotated as crystallin beta A1. NCBI's taxonomy places the organism in Eukaryota, Metazoa, Chordata, Mammalia, Rodentia, Sciuridae. Gene Ontology annotation, molecular function: structural constituent of eye lens. The record is from RefSeq and is a predicted model, not a curated record. Gene Ontology annotation, biological process: visual perception; lens development in camera-type eye.